This is a messenger RNA of Sorex araneus (European shrew), 1286 nucleotides long. It is a transcript of the gene FAM163B, whose product is annotated as family with sequence similarity 163 member B. The transcript has 3 exons. Bases 268 to 720 code for a protein of 150 amino acids. The record is from RefSeq and is a predicted model, not a curated record. NCBI's taxonomy places the organism in Eukaryota, Metazoa, Chordata, Mammalia, Eulipotyphla, Soricidae.
GCGCCCCGGCGCGGGACCGGGCUGCCAGCCGCGCGCGUGCCGGAGCCAGCCGGGAGCCAGCCGGGCCGUCCGGAGCCGCGCGGCCGCUGCGGGGCUGCGGGGCUCCCGCCGGGCACGCACUCGCCUCUCCGCGCCGCCGAGCUGAGCCCGGGACGGACGGACGCACCGGCGGGCGCGGGACGGACCUCCCCGUCACGUGCGCGCGAGUCCUCGGCCGGCGGGGCAGCGCCGUUCCCAAGGUUCAAGGGGGUUGAUGGAGACGGGCGGAUGACAGCCGGCACGGUGGUGAUCACUGGGGGCAUCUUGGCGACCGUGAUUCUGCUCUGCAUCAUCGCCGUGCUGUGUUACUGCCGGCUCCAGUACUACUGCUGCAAGCGGGAGGAGCCCGAGGACGAGGAGGAGGAGCCCGACUUCGCGGUGCACGCGCCCCUGCCACCGCCGCACCCGGGCCGCCACCUGCUGCUGGCCAACGGGCCCCUGCAGGCGGGCGCGCUGCGCCCCGCGUCGCCGCCCGCGCGCGCCCUGUGCCGCAGCUGCUCCUACUACGAGCCGCCCAGCCUCUGCCUGCAGGAGCCCGACGAGGACCCGCGCAACGGGGGCGGGCGCGUGGGCUGCCGCAGCCUCGGCCAGGAGGGCGGCCUGCAGGCCCUGGACCCCGGGCGCCUGGCCGCCCUGCGCGAGGCCUUCUCCCGCAGCCGCAGCGUGAGCACCGACGUCUGAGCGGCCGCGGGGACCCCCGCGCCUGCCCCGUGCCCCUUUCUGCCCCGCGCCCGUAGCAGGGCGGGGGAGGGGCGCCCCACCCCAAGGGGCGGCUUCAGCUCAGCAGCAGGUGAGCAGACCCCCCUUCCGGGGCUUCUGGUCUAGGGGGCGCGAGGGAGGAGGGGUGGGGGUCCCUGCGCCCCCGGCCUCCCUUCCGUGCCCCGUCUCCUGCCCAGGGCCUCUGAGAUGGGGCCCCUCCCCUUGUGCGGCCCGGGGCGGGGGCUCUCCCGGGAGCACCCUGGGUGGCAGGGUGUCCUGGGAGCCCCUGGCAGGCCCCUUCUCAGCUGGGCCGGCGAUGCUCAAGGCCACCCCAUGUAGCACCCCAAGCCCACGCCCGGGCACCCACCGCCGGGCACGACCGCUCCCUCCAGCCCCGCCCCCGGCAAGGCCUCCCUGAAGGUCUGGGGGGCACAGGCUCUCCUCUGCCCUGCACCCCCUCACUCUGUGAGCCUGUUCCUGACGCUAGCUUGGGGGUGGGCGGUGGGCGGGAGGGGCCCCAGGCCCUUUAAUAAAGCUCCCCUCUUCUA